AUGGAUUCCGCACCUUUGUGUGUUAAGUUUACAGGCACAAAUUAUUCUACCUGGGCAUUUCAGUUUGAACUUUUUCUUAAGGGAAAAGACCUUUGGAGUCAUAUUGAUGGCACGGAUGUUGAAAAACCAUCCACUUUUGACAAAUCUCAGGAUGUUGGGUCUUCUCCUUCAUGGGUUGUGCUUGAUGCACGCAUCAUGUCUUGGCUUCUUGGUUCAGUGGAGCCUCAUAUUGUCACCCACUUGCGGCCCCAUCGCUCCGCUCAAUCUAUGUGGGCUUAUUUGAAGAAAGUUUAUCAUCAGGAUAACGAUGCUCGUCGCUUUCAAUUAGAACAUGCGAUUGCCAUGUUUCAACAUGGUAGUCUUUCCAUCCAGGACUACUACUCGGCAUUUCUGACUCUUUGGCAUGAAUAUGCUGAUUUGGUUACAGCGGAUGUUCCUAUUGCCGCUCUCUCAACUAUUCAGACUAUUCACGUGACUACCCGGCGUGAUCAGUUUCUUAUGAAACUACGUCCGGAAUAUGAAUCUGUCCGCUCCUCUUUACUGAAUAGAUCUCUUGUUCCCUCUCUUGAUAUUUGUUUUGGUGAGUUACUUCGCGAAGAGCAACGCCUUAGUACUCAAGCUAUUUUGGAGCAAUCUCAUGGCAGUUCCGGGACGACAACUGUAGCUUAUGCUGCCCAAGGACGCGGACCACCUAUGCAUUCUAAAAACAUGCAGUGUUUUUGCUGCAAGGAAUAUGGGCAUAUUGCUGCCACUUGCCCUAAGAAGUUUUGUUCUUAUUGCAAGAAGAAGGGUCACAUUAUCAAAGAAUGUCGUAUUCGCCCCCAGAAUCGUCAAGCCCAAGCAUUUCAGACUUUGGUUAUUGUCCCUCCUGUAGCCACACACGACUCUCCUUCAGCUAUGUGCUCUGUUCCUCCUAAGGCACAAUGUCGUUGA
Molecule: messenger RNA, 933 nt
Organism: Vitis riparia (riverbank grape)
Lineage: Eukaryota; Viridiplantae; Streptophyta; Magnoliopsida; Vitales; Vitaceae
Exons: 1
Coding region: 1-933 (310 amino acids)
Molecular function (GO): zinc ion binding; nucleic acid binding
Source: RefSeq, a predicted model, not a curated record